Molecule: messenger RNA, 1809 nt
Organism: Hermetia illucens (black soldier fly)
Lineage: Eukaryota; Metazoa; Arthropoda; Insecta; Diptera; Stratiomyidae
Product: 15-hydroxyprostaglandin dehydrogenase [NAD(+)]-like
Exons: 5
Coding region: 126-896 (256 amino acids)
Cellular component (GO): cytoplasm
Molecular function (GO): oxidoreductase activity, acting on the CH-OH group of donors, NAD or NADP as acceptor
Source: RefSeq, a predicted model, not a curated record
UGUAUACCCAGGACCAGAGGUGGCCCAAAAGAGUCCUCGCUUUUGCUACCUACGACAUUCUGCUUGUAGCCUUGAACUUAACGCUUUGGGCGUGGGUGCUUUUGUGCGGUUUGUUUUGAGGCGAAAUGGAUCUUAAAGGGAAUGUAGCGCUGGUAACAGGCGGAGCCACUGGGUUAGGUCGGGCAAUUUGUGAAGAACUGUUGAAACGCGGAGCUUGUAUCUCUAUAUGUGAUCUCGACUCCGAUGCAGGAGAGAAUGCCUGUGACGAGCUUGGUAAAGCAUUUGGUAAAGAAAAAGUCCUAUUUUGUCACUGCGAUGUUACCGAUUACGUCCAAUAUGAAGAUGCAUUCCAAACCACCCUAGCCGAAUUCGAUAACAUCGAUAUUGUCAUUAAUAAUGCUGAAAUUAUGAAUGAUAAGUUUUGGGAAUUGGAAGUUGACGUUAAUUUGAAUGGGGCCAUACGUGGUACGCUAUUGGCCCUACAAUUUCUUGGAAAGGAUAAAGGCGGAAAGGGAGGAAUGCUUAUAAAUAUCGGUUCGGCAGCAAGUGUGAAGCCGCAAAUUUCAACACCAAUUUAUACCGCAACAAAACACGCUAUUCUUGGGUUAUCUAAGGCAUGUGGGGAUUCCUAUCACUUUAACCAUACUGGAGUGAAAGUGUUAGCUAUAUGCGUAGGACAUUUGGAUACCGGUGCGUCUUCACAUAGCAAUCGAUUCACUUCUUCGGUCCAUGAGAAAGCAUGGCAGCUGGAUAUGAAAGGGAUUAUCCCACAAAAGACCGAUCACGUUGCAAAGGGAAUAAUUUCAGUGCUCAAAGAGGCCAAUACCGGAUCGAUAUGGUUAAUAUCUAAUGGAAAAGCGCCAAAAGAAAUACCGUACUCCGUGGCAACCGUGUAAAAUGAUGAGGAAAGUGAAUCUUUAUCAAAAUAGCAAUACGUUGAACUGAUUUUUUACAAGUUCUACUAUAAUUUUAGACCUUUACUACGGGAAAAUUUCACUAGAUUCUACUGUUAAAUUAGGAUGGAUAGUUUAUUUUGAUUCUGUUAUAUAAUUUAUUUUCGAAUGCUAUAUUUUUCAUAUCUGUGCAACUCAUAUAAUAAUCGUGCAAUUUCCGGGAAAUACUUGCAUUUAAUUUCAUAAGAUAGGUUCAGUAGAAUGUAUUCGUCUAGUAAUAGGAGGUGAACACCAAAAUACAUUAAUAACUAAACGAAAUUAUGCUAGAAUUUAUACAGUAAACCUUUUUACCAUAGUGCAAGUAAUUUUUGAACAUUUUACCUAUACCUACUUUAUCUCAUCAACAAAUCAUAGAACAUACGAACAUACAAAGCAUUUGCUCUCAACUGUAACGGCUAUAAGAAUCUUGCGAACUCCUGACAAAGGAGUGAAACAACGGAAGCAAAUACAACUGAAGCAUCUUAAAUGCUGUACUCCCCCAAUUUCAAAGGUCCAUAGUACAACAAAACGUACAUAAUGUAUUUAUAACGUCAUGAAUACUAUAUUAUUAAUAUACUAUAUAUUGUUAGCUUGUUCGUCCUUGUAGUGGUAAUAUUAGCAUGUAACUAUUUUAUAGAUACUUUCGUCGUACUUUCUUGUUUUUUUAUUGACCAUUUUACCUUUGCAAAUGUUGAAUAUGCCGUUUUUUGUAUAUUUUUUUAAGCCUUAUGUAUUUUUAUACCAUCUAAUCUAAAAUAAGUCAAACUUAUUUAGAUAAACGUAGUAACAAGAUAUUAUUCGAUAAUACAUACCAAAGUUCAUACAGAAAUGCAUUUUAAAGGUCUAUACUGAAAUAAAAAAUGAUGCUUGUAAUAUA